GAUGGUGGUGGUGGGACUACGCGAAAUGUCAUCUUAAAUACGAAGAAGCGCAAAACUAGAAACGUCCACACGUGACAGUGACACGGCGCUAUAUGAGCAAAACGGCAGCAAGCAUCAGGACCAGUUGGGAGUCAGUCGCAGCUCAACCUCAGCAGCGCGCAAAACGCAGACUCACUCACUCACUCACCGGCUCUCAUUUUCCGCUUCAUAGCGAGCAACACAUGUGAGUUUGUUUCUGCUGCCUUACAGGACAGGACAAGCUUGAGUGAGGAAACGCAGGUAAACGGAAUCCAAGCUUCUCUCCUUUUUUUUUUUAACUGAGAGGAGGAAAGGAAAUCCCCCCUCCCCUUCACCGCUGCCACCUUUUUUCCUCCUCCUCGGACCUCUGUUCUCUUCUGGAGACACAAGUUUCUCACACAGAGAGGGAUGCUGCAUGUUGCCGCGCCGCGCUUGCACACAGAGGGAACCUAAAAAAAGUGGACCGGAGCGGAAUUACACUUAAUUUUAUGAAAGCGCACCAAAACGGACACUUUUAGUGACUGGAGGAUCAGCGCGCUCCAUAAAAUGAUCCCAGUCGGCGACGUGAUACCAUGUCGCAUCUCGUCUGAUGUUUGACACAUUUGAGGAUCGACUAAAGAAACUGGAGGAGGACAUUACAAAGUCAGAGAAUUCAUCCCAAGCCCAACUGGCACCGUUUUUACUGGACUCCGAACAACAGACCGCCGUCCAGAUGCAGUUUCGACUCUUCUCCUUUGCCCUGAUCGUAUUGAACUGUAUGGAGUACAGCAACUGUCAGGCGCCGUCGCACCGCUGGAGGAGAAACAAAAGAGCUAGCUAUGGAGCGUACCCCAUCUGUAAAGGCUGCUCGGUGUGCUCCAGGGAUAACGGCUGUGUAAACUGCCAGCCCAAACUCUUCCUGUUUCUGCGGAGGGAGAGGAUGAGGCAGUACGGCGAGUGUCUUCACGACUGUCCAGCCGGAUACUACGGCAUGCGCAGCCCCGAACUCAACAUGUGCUCCAGGUGCAGGAUAGAGAACUGUGAGUCCUGCUUCAGUAAAGACUUCUGCACCAAAUGCAAGUCGGGUUUUUACCUACACAAAGGGCGCUGCUUUGAUAAGUGCCCCGAGGGCUUCGCUCCAUUGGAAGACACCAUGGAGUGUGGAGAGGGCUGUGAGGUGGGUCAGUGGAGCGAAUGGGGAGCCUGCACCAGAAGAAACAAAACCUGUGGCUAUAAGUGGGGUCUGGAGACCCGGACGCGGCACAUUGUAAAGAAACCACCCAAGGACACAAUACCCUGUCCAACCAUCGCCGAGUCCAGGAUGUGCAAAAUGGCCAUGAGGCACUGCAGGAGAGGUGGUUCAGGGAAGCAACGAACCAAAGAGCCAAAGAAGAAGAACAAGCAGAGGCUGCGGUUUCGGGCCCAGAACCAGCACAGCGACCACUUGGCCUCUGCGCGCUCCAGCCAGUGAGGACUGAAAACUACCCAUCAAACAAAGAACCAACGCAAAGCUGCUAGCCGCUGCUGCACCCAUAUUCUGACUGACGACGAUCACGAACCCCGCCGCCUCCCCACCUGCCUCCCAGGCCUCCCCACACCUCCACCCUGCCCGCCGGGACACAGCCACGACUCACAAAUCCGUCACUCCAAAAAUAUACGCCGCAGAACGUGCGAUUUCAUGAGCAACACAGUGAACACAUGCUUCAUGCCUCUGCCUCCCGCUGCUUCUCCCCCUGCUGCAGUGACCAACCAGGUGACUCUGUUCCCCCCAACCCUUGCCUUUGCCUUGUGGACCUUUACAGUUGACAUUACUGAACUCACUUAACGUCAUUAACAAUGUCAUUAACCGUCCAGGGUGAUGGAAACCGGAGGGGCAACCAGAAGUACUGUGGAGGCGGGAGAGCCGGAAAGAGGGUGGUGGAUAGGUGAGGUAGUGAGGGAGUUGGCAAGCAAAACUGCUCGGGGAAGGAUGAAAUUAUGCUGGAGGGUGAAGAUGAAAAAGAGGUUCGGCUGAAGCAAAUGAUGCUGAUGGACAAGAAAAUGGCAUCUUGAACUGAGAGAGACUGUUUUUUGUUCCUAUAUUUAUGUCAAAGCUACGUUCACCUUCCCUCUAAACAGAGACGAAGUGUUCCCAUGUGUGGCCUUUAUGUUAUGUACAUUUUUGAGAGUAAUAUUAAAGAAAUUACCAUGCAUAGUUGCAAAGUAUUUUAUUCUCAGCACAAACUGUUUACGUUCAGACCGCUUUAUGCUCUAACUGUAUAGUGUGGAUUUAAAAAAUAAAAAAUUUAGUUGUUCGACUAGCAUGGCAACAGACUCGUGUACAUAGUUGAUUUAAUUAUGAAAGCUUAUUACUGUAUUUUCAGUAUUGACUCGUUCACCAUUCUAAAUGUUUUAGAGAUUAAAAAAAAGGUUGUAAUACAAGCUACAGAUUGAAAUAAUUAAAAACAAAUAAUAAACAUAGCCACCACAUAGCUAUUUCAUUUAUAUGGUAUAUAUUUGAUUUAUUUAUUAAUUCUUUUUUGUACUUUUUUGGUUCAGUGAGAAUUUUUUGCCUCAUACUGUUACUCUUAUAUGCUGAAAUAUUCUUUGAGUUCCUUAUAACAGUGCAUAUCUUUAACACGUGGAGAAGGUUUUUGUCUGUCACGCAAGUGUUGUAUUACAUUCAUUUGACCUCAUCUACUGAUUUUGAUGUUUUAAAGAGGAAGAAAAACAAGACUAAUGAAACUAUGCUUUGACAUAUUCUAGGUUUAUUAUUUAGGAUCCAGCAAAUGUAUGGUCAUAGGACUGCAUAUGUGUACAUUGUGUUUUAUUAAAAUACAUUUCAUGUGACUGUA
Molecule: messenger RNA, 2831 nt
Organism: Amphiprion ocellaris (clown anemonefish)
Lineage: Eukaryota; Metazoa; Chordata; Actinopteri; Pomacentridae
Gene: rspo2
Product: R-spondin 2
Exons: 6
Coding region: 608-1468 (286 amino acids)
Source: RefSeq, a predicted model, not a curated record